AUGAACGACAAUCGUCCGUACGGAUCAUCACGAACGAAGCGAAAGGAUCGAGAAUCAUCAUUGUUUCCUCCGGCGAAACGGCCUCCGCCACCGCCUCCGCCGCCGCGCGCGACGGUGAAUACAUCCAGAACCACCACCGCAGCAACGAAACCUACAACAGAGAUGAAUAUGAUGACGUCAUCUAACAAAUUACUAGCAGGUUAUAUGGCGUAUGAGUUUCUGACGAACGGAACAGUGUUAGGGCACAAAUUCGGUACCGAUCGGUCUGAAACGACGGCGUUUAGCGGUAAUGAGAGGUAUGAGCAGAUUACGAGUUUGUUGAUGGUGAAAACGGAGGGUGGAGAUCGGAUUUCAGGCGUUGUGAAUCCUACAGAGCUUCAUCGUUGGAUUGAAAUGUAA
Messenger RNA from Helianthus annuus (common sunflower), 399 nucleotides. RefSeq lists its product as uncharacterized. The record is from RefSeq and is a predicted model, not a curated record. The transcript has a single exon. NCBI's taxonomy places the organism in Eukaryota, Viridiplantae, Streptophyta, Magnoliopsida, Asterales, Asteraceae. The coding region runs from base 1 to 399 and encodes 132 amino acids.